Messenger RNA from Hydatigera taeniaeformis, 327 nucleotides. The record is from the annotation of a GenBank genome assembly. NCBI's taxonomy places the organism in Eukaryota, Metazoa, Platyhelminthes, Cestoda, Cyclophyllidea, Taeniidae.
AUGGCUGAGGUCGAAGCCAAGGCACCUGAAGCUGUGACGGAGAUCGAUAGUGCCCCUGGAACAUCCACCUGUGAGGAACAGCCUCAAAAUAAACUGGCUGAUGAAGAAGUAAAGGGCGAAAAACCCAAGGAAGGAAAAUCUGAGCCAAUGGCUAAUGGCAAGGAGGAGAAAGGAGAAACAGGUGAAGACACAAAAGAAGGUGCUGAGGGCACCUCAUGUCAUAAGAAAGGAGAGGAGUCCGCAGAAGCAUCUGUGGAGGCCGAGGAUCACAAAGAAGUGGCCGAGGGGCAAAGUCAGUCACACCACGAAGCUGAGGAUGGGAACUAA